AAUUUUUGACACCGCAAAAAGGUAAACAAACGUGGUUUUGUUUUUCUGGUUUUUCUGAUCCUUUUUCUAUGUAAAAUUCAGGGAAAUUUCAGUGUGAAAAUCAUGGUUUUCAAUCAUUCAGUGAAAGUUCCAACACAGUAUAGAGUGGCUAGCAAGAUCCUGCAGAAAUAUGAGGAAGAAGGAGCGUCUAUGAGAGACAUGAUUUACAACCAGAAACACGCGAGGAUAGGCAAACUCUGUGGGUUGAUAACAAAAAUCCUGCAGCGCAAACCUCUCCUAGAUGCUGUCAUUUACGAAAGCAAGAUUCUUCAGAAAGAGCACCGUUUAAAUCCAUCCCUGUGCAAAAUUCUCGUGGCUGAACUUCUCUUCGGAGCCGGAAAACUCAAAGGUGAAUCCAAACCCGUUCAGACUGUGCUGUCCUAUGAGCAAAAGCUACGGAAAAUCUAUGAAAGAAAGACAGAGAACACUGAAGAAAUCCCUGUGGUUGCAGGAGAACAAAAACAGCCCAGAUUUAUCCGGAUUAACACUCUGAAAGUCAAACCACGGGAGAUUCUCGAGUAUCUGAGUAUGGAAGAGGGAUGGAGACAACUUCCAGCGGCAGCUUCAUACGAUGAGUACCUGGAAAUUGUUAAAAAUCUCAAGGAUGAGGAAUUUAUUGAAGACUUCCAUGUACCUGAUUUGUAUGCUUUCCCUUGCUCCUCAAAGUCACACUGGGCUACUCAUAGUCUAGUGAAGGAUUGCAGUGUGGUGUUGCAGCACAAAUCAUCGUGUCUGGCUCCUCUGAUACUGGCUCCAACGAGGAAGUCUCGUGUUUUGGACAUGUGCUCAGCUCCUGGACUCAAGACCAUCCAGAUGGCUGCAAUGAUGAAGAAUAAGGGAGUUGUUUAUGCGGUUGAAAACCAUACAAGACGCUUCACAACACUCCGGCAGUUUGCUGCCAAUUCCGGGAGUACAAUUAUUCAGCCUAUAAAUAAUGAUUCCCUGGCUAUUCACGAUGAGGAUGUUCCGGGAGUUGAAUAUAUCCUCCUGGAUCCUUCCUGUUCGGGCAGUGGAGUUAUUCAGCAAAUCCAGACGAGAGAGAGGACGGAAUACAACGAUGAACGAAUCGGGAGGUUGUCCAGGCUUCAGCUGAAACUCCUUUGCCAUGCCAUGAAGAACUUUCCAUCAGUCAAGAGAAUUGUCUACUCAACGUGCUCGAUGAAUGUCCAGGAGAAUGAGAUGGUGGUUGAGCAGGCUCUUAAGCAAUUUAAGAAUUUCAAGCUGAGGUGUCCGUUGGAGCAACUGAAGGGGGAAUGGAAGAAUUUUGGGUCGAAUUUUUGCAAGAAAGUGGGCAAGAAGUGUAUUUAUGCAAUACCUGAAGUUGAUGUUACAAAUGGGUUUUUCAUUGCGGUGCUCGAGAGAAAGGAACAGCUGAAGGAGGAGGAACCCAUGGAGACGACAUAAAGACAGGUGAUGUUCUCUACCAUUGUUCUUAAAUAUUUAAUAGUGUCUGUUGCUGCAGCAACUCAAUUCUUUACAAUUAUUUCUUCAGUUUUUAUUAUACACAUCAACAUCUUUCAAAGA
This is a messenger RNA of Phlebotomus papatasi, 1563 nucleotides long. It is a transcript of the gene Nsun5, whose product is annotated as 28S rRNA (cytosine-C(5))-methyltransferase. Gene Ontology annotation, biological process: rRNA base methylation. Gene Ontology annotation, cellular component: nucleolus. NCBI's taxonomy places the organism in Eukaryota, Metazoa, Arthropoda, Insecta, Diptera, Psychodidae. The record is from RefSeq and is a predicted model, not a curated record. Gene Ontology annotation, molecular function: methyltransferase activity. Bases 103 to 1443 code for a protein of 446 amino acids. The transcript has 3 exons.